AUGACCAUCCUCAUGAUUGUAUUGGCAAUUAUCCUGGUAGUUUUGUGUGCCAUAUAUUAUGCGUUACGACCGUGCAAUCGAAUCAAGAAACUUGGAGAUCUUGGGUUGUUUCUUGGUGAUCCUGAGCUAAAAGGUGUGUAUCGUGAGCGACAAAUUACACGACUUGCAAAAUUGCGACGAAUCGGUGAAUUACCUCCAGUAUAUCCAAACGGUUGGUAUUGUAUUGCUGAAUCUGAUGAGAUAAAACCUAAAUGCAUUAAAGAAGUCACAAUAUUUGGGCAGUUUCUGACUUUGGUCAGAUCGGAGAAUGGUCAAGUACAUUUAAUGGAAUCAUAUUGCCCACAUUUAGGGGCAAAUUUCAAUAUAGGCGGAAAAGUUGUAGACGAUAAUUGUGUGCAGUGCCCUUUUCACGGUUGGGUGUUUUCUGCUGAAACGGGGAAAUGCACACGAAUACCGUAUGAAAACGGUACAAUUCCAGAACAGGCAAAGGUCACCGUAUGGCCAGUUCUGGAAAGGAAUCAGCAUAUCUAUGUUUGGUAUCACUGCGACGGUGUGGAACCAGAAUGGGAAAUUCCUGAACUGGACGAGAUUAGUAACGGGGAAUGGACUUACGGUGGUCGCACAGAACACGAAAUUAUGUGCCAUUGCCAAGAAAUCCCGGAAAACGGUGCCGACAUCGCGCAUCUGAACUAUUUACAUCUCGCUGGUCCGAACAGAGGGAAUAAUCUUUUCAAUAUUGAUCUCGACAAUACAAAUCCACUCGUUCGUCAUACUUGGAAUGGUAAAUGGGCACCACAGACAGGAGAGAAUUCCCACUUAUCCGUUAUGCAUUUGGAUCAAUUUAUGACUAUUGCUGGCUUUAGGAUUCCGUUAACGGAUAGCAGUCUUAGAGCUGAGCAGCAUGGACCUGGAAUAGUGCAUAUGUUGUUCGAUUUUGGUAUUCUUGGUCGUGGUGUUGUGCUUCAACAUGUCACACCACAAGAACCGCUUCAACAACUUGUACGAUUUAAAAUGUAUUCUACAGUACCACGAUGGUUUGCGAAAUUUUUCCUCAUCAGCGAAGCAAACCAGUUCGAAAGAGAUAUAUGGGUUUGGUCAAACAAAAAAUAUAUCAAGAGUCCAAUUCUUGUACGGAACGAUGGACCAAUUCAAAAACAUCGGAGGUGGUACUCUCAAUUCUACAAAGAAAACAGCCCACGAUUGCUACCGAACGGUGAAUUGUCAAAUCGACCGAAAUCGAUCUAUGAUUGGUAG
Necator americanus (New World hookworm) is the source of this 1254-nucleotide messenger RNA. RefSeq lists its product as uncharacterized. Gene Ontology annotation, biological process: cholesterol metabolic process. Gene Ontology annotation, molecular function: oxidoreductase activity; 2 iron, 2 sulfur cluster binding. The transcript has 10 exons. The coding region runs from base 1 to 1254 and encodes 417 amino acids. The record is from RefSeq and is a predicted model, not a curated record. Lineage: Eukaryota; Metazoa; Nematoda; Chromadorea; Rhabditida; Ancylostomatidae.